Molecule: messenger RNA, 1143 nt
Organism: Adineta steineri
Lineage: Eukaryota; Metazoa; Rotifera; Eurotatoria; Adinetida; Adinetidae
Source: the annotation of a GenBank genome assembly
AUGCUUCAGUCAAAUAUUUCAACAACAUUUGUUUGUAGUUCAAAACGUGGAAGAAAAAAACGAAGAAAAGAAGGAAAUGAAUGUUUAGUAUGUGGAGCUGAAUCAGUUGGUAUUAAUUUUGGCGUUUAUACUUGCGCACCAUGUAAAGCAUUUUUUCGUCGGAAUGCUACGAAACUUGGUUCAUAUGAAUUUAUUUGUAAAGCAGAUGGUGAUUGUCCAAUAACUAGUGAUACACGUCGAUCAUGUAAUUGUUGUCGUUUAGCCAAAUGUUUUCGUGUUGGUAUGGAUAAAAAAUGUAUACGUACAGACGAUGAAAGACUUGAAAGAAAUCAAUUAAUUGAGUAUAAUAGACAAAAACGAGCUGAAACAAAAGAACCAAUUUAUUUAGUAAAUCUUCUAAAAUAUUCUCAUAAACCAUAUUCAUUAUUAUCAUCAAAUGAUCAAAUAUUAUUACAAAACAUAACGAAUGCAUAUGAACAAACAUGUAUAUCAUUAAGAUAUCAUGUACAUUUACAAAUGAAAAAUGAUGAUACAUUAUCAAUAGGAAAAUUUAUGAAUUCUGUUUCACAUAUGUAUAUUGCAUUAGUUGAUUAUAUUAAAUGUAUACCUGAAUUUACGAAUUUAUCUAUUAAUACAAGAAUAAGUUUAUUAAAAAAUAAUUUAAAUCAAAUAUUUCGUUUAAAUAGUGCAUUAAUUAUACAUGCAACUGGUCCAGUUGAUGAUACUAAUACAGUUGUAUUUAAACGUGUUUUUCCUGAUGAUUUAUAUUUAGAACAAUGUCGUUGUGUUUUUAAUCUAAUACCAUUUGUCUACGAUCCUAUACUUCUUAAAUUAAUAAUCAUUGUAUUAAUUUUUUCAACAAGUUUAAGUACUCGUUAUGAUAUAAAUCAACAAAUAAAUUCUAUUGAAAAUAUAUCAUCAAUACAAGAUUUUUAUAUUGAAUUAUUAUGGCGUUAUAUUUUAUACCGUUGUUCAACAUAUCGACAAAGUGUACAACUUUUAACAUUAUUUAUUACACGUUUACUUCAUUCACAAAUUGUCAAUGAAAAACUUAGUACAUAUAUUAGUCAAAUAUCACCGAAUCAAGUUAAUCAAUUAGAACCAAUUAUGAAAGCAAUGUGGCUUGAUGAAAAGAACAAAUAA